Messenger RNA from Lineus longissimus, 950 nucleotides. Its product is annotated as retinol dehydrogenase 11-like. The transcript is spliced from 4 exons. Lineage: Eukaryota; Metazoa; Nemertea; Pilidiophora; Heteronemertea; Lineidae. The record is from RefSeq and is a predicted model, not a curated record. Bases 48 to 950 code for a protein of 300 amino acids.
GCCAGGUUAAUUCUGCCCGUAUCUUACACGUCCAAAGGAUCGCUUCCAUGGAUAUGAAAGGAAAAACAGUCUUGAUAACAGGCGGGAGCUCGGGAAUAGGCCGUUCUACAGCAGUGAUGCUUGCCUCAAUGGGGGCAAGGGUCGUAUUCACCGGCCAGACUUCAGCAAAGACGGAACAGGUCGCAAAAGAAGUACGCACUAUCACGGGAAAAGAAGACGUCACGGGAAUGACCUUGAACUUGGGCGAGUUCGAUGACAUAAAGCGAUUUGUGCAGGAUUUCCUUCGGAAAGAGGAACGGUUGGACGUUCUGAUCAAUAAUGCAGCGUAUCUUGGUCCGAACGACCACGUCAGCAAUGGCAUGGAAAAGACAUUUUCCGUCAACCACUUUGGCCACUUCAUGUUGACGUUAUUGCUUCUCAAAAGACUAAACGAGUGUAGCCCCAGUAGGGUAGUCUGUGUCACCUCGGACUCGCAUAGAAAGAGUUGGAUACCCUUGGACGACCUUUCGUGGCUUUUGGAUCCGAUGAAGACGAAAAAUUACGACAUUUAUGAAUCUUACGCGAGGAGUAAGCUCGGGAAUGUUUUAUUUGCUGAGGAGCUGAACAGACGAUUUGCCCAGGUUGGUGUCACCUCAUAUUCGGUCCAUCCAGGGAUAAUUCGAACAUCACUUUUACGUAACUGGCCCGGAUCCAACGGGCGGCUCCUGCGCGGGGUCGCCAAACUCUUCUUCGAUACGCCGGAGAAAGGCGCACAGGCGGUGGUGCACUGCGCAACGCAGCCAGGCCUCGAGAGGCACGCGGGGAAUUACUUCAAGGGUAAAAGGCCAAAGGACACGACGACAAAGUCCGGUGAUGCGGAGAGAUUGUGGGAAUUCAGUACGGGUGUUUGCUUCCCAGCUCAUCAGAUUGAUGAUGCACACGUCAUCACGUCUCCUGCAGAACUAUCGUGA